Molecule: messenger RNA, 3563 nt
Organism: Klebsormidium nitens
Lineage: Eukaryota; Viridiplantae; Streptophyta; Klebsormidiophyceae; Klebsormidiales; Klebsormidiaceae
Source: the annotation of a GenBank genome assembly
UCUCAAGAACAUCAUUUCGACAAGGACUACUUCUCAGCAUUCUUCUGCAGUCAUCUUCGGCAAUCUUGCUUCCUGGCGCUCGAAGCCCGCAACCUGCAACCAUCAAUCAGCAAACAGCAAGCUGAAUCGUUCUGAAACCCUCUGCCAUCCGUGGAAGGAGCUUUUAGGAAGUGAAUCAAUCGAGAUACAGUCAUCUUUUUGAGUUGCUAAGAAGCGGGCCUGACCAAGACCUUGCCAGCGAGAAUUCUGGCGUCGUUUAGCCCUUCAACCCUAAAAAACUUACAAACUUGGUAAAAAUCAUGGAGAGCAAGGACAAUAGUAGUUCAAGUAAUUCACAGUACGAGCCCGCUCUUGGUUACGUGUUGGAGGAUAUCAGGCCCGACGGAGGAGUCGUGAAGUUCCGCUCUCCUGCUUAUAGCAACUGCUUGAAGGCACCCUCCUGAUAGUCCUCCUGGAGCUUUUAGAUAAGGAGCUGGAUUGCAGACUGGCAAACGCCCGGGCUGUCGAGUAGUAUAAGACAGGUCCAGACGACCCCUCCUGCCUAGGAAAGAGCACGCUGCGCCGCACGUCUAGAUAGUCAAAGGUACACGCACUCAUACAAUGGGUGCCGACGCAAUGAUGCUCCCUGCCCCUGGGUUUGAGGGUUUCGAGAAGCGCCUGGAAGUGGAGUUUUCUCCUGCCAGUGCAGCAUGCUCUCCUCGCGGUCUGCGCAACAUGCCCCGCGCCAAGAUUGACGAGCUCCUCACUUUGGCUGAGUGCACUAUCGUGUCUCAGCUCAGCAACGAGCUGUUUGACUCGUACGUGCUCUCAGAGUCCAGCCUCUUCAUCCACCCCUUCAAGCUGGUCAUUAAGACCUGCGGCACGACUGCUCUGCUCAAGGCCGUUCCCACCCUCCUCAAGCAUGCUGCUGAGCUUGACCUGAAGGAACAUCGCGUCAAGUACACCCGGGGGACCUUCAACUUCCCUGCAGUUCAGCCCUACCCCCACGGCAGCUUCGCUCAGGAGAUUGAGUUCCUGGAGCAGCACUUUGGCCACCUGGGGGCCGGCGGCAAGGCCUACGUCCUCGGCGCACCGGACCAGUUUCCCAACUGGCAUGUCUACGAGGCCGCCUCCUCGGGAAACCAGGCCGGCGCCGAGCCGACCUUCACCCUGGAGAUGUGCAUGCAGAAGCUGGACAGCACCAAGGCUGCUCAGUUCUUCAAGGCCGCCGGCUUCGCCGACGCCAAGGCCAUGACCGUCGCCUCUGGGAUCGACACCAUUCUCCCCGGGUCCGAGAUUGACGCCUUUGACUUUGAGCCCUGCGGCUACUCCAUGAACGGCAUCGAGAACCGGGCAUUCAGCACGAUUCACAUCACGCCCGAGGACGCCUUCUCCUAUGCCAGCUUUGAGGCGAGCGGGUACGCCCCCCAGGAGCAGUCCCCCCACGAGAUGGUCCAGAAGGUGCUCGGGGUGUUCAACCCGGGGCGCUUCUCGCUUGCGCUCUCUGCUGACGGCAAGGUCGGUGCAGCCGGGGCGGGUGCCUGGGGCGUAUCCCCGGCCUUCGCUGGUUACGUCUGCGACGGCACCAUCCGCCAGGAGAUGGCCUUUGGAGCGGCCCUGGUGUUCCACACUUUCAAGGCCGUCGGCAGUGCACCAGCUGAGGUGGAGGUGUGCGUCCCUGAGCCGCUGUUUGCUGACCGCGAGGUGGAGAAGCUGUACGCGCUGGCUGCCAAGAAGAGGGCUGCCUUCGCCAAGGAGAAGCUGCAGAAGCUGCACGGCGGGUCUGGCGAUUUGUGGGAGGCCCUGGCCCCCUUGGGUGACGAGGUGGCUACUGCCGUCGCGUCCUUCAAGCCUACCCUGGCAUCAGUGGGAAGUCCCAGGGACGUGGACAAGUACGCGCAGAACUUCAUCAAGCAGAACGGCCAGGAGGCGCCCUUCAUGAUGUUCGACCUGGGAAUGGUGGCGCGCCUGUACGACGCAUGGACGACCACCAUGCCUCGCGUGGAGCCCUUCUAUGCUGUCAAGUGCAACGGCGACCCCGCCCUGCUGGCCGUCCUCGCCGCCCUCGGCGCCAACUUCGACUGCGCCUCGCUCGCCGAGAUGCAGGCCGUUGCCGCCGCCGGCGUCGGGCCUGAGCGCAUCAUCUACGCCAACCCGUGCAAGCUGGAGUCGCACCUGCGCCACGCUGUCUCUACCGGCGUCAAGCUCACCGUCUUCGACGCCGAGGACGAGCUCUACAAGAUCAAGAAGGUGCACCCGGGCGCGGAGCUUCUGCUGCGCAUCCGCGCGGACGACGUUGGCGCGCAGUGCCCCCUCGGGUCCAAGUACGGCGCCGAGUUCGACGAGUGCGAGCCGCUGCUGAGGGUUGCGAAGCGCCUGGGGCUGAGCUGCGUCGGGGUGUCGUUCCACGUGGGCAGCGGCGCUGCGAGCGCGCAGUCGUUCGUGGAGGCGAUCAAGGCGGCGAAGUUGGUGUUUGAGAUGGCGGAGGGGCUGGGUAUGCCCAAGAUGAAGGUGCUGGACAUUGGAGGCGGGCUCUCGGUUGGCGGGAAGCUGACGUUCUCGGCGGCGGGGGCUGCGAUCAACAAGGCGCUGGAGAAGUUCUUCCCCGAGGAGGAGGGGGUCAAGGUCAUCGCCGAGCCUGGGCGCUACUUCGCCGAGGCGCCUGCUACGCUGGCCGCGCUCGUCUUUGGGCGCCGCCUGCGUGGGCUGCGCCACGCGCACACCAAGGCCAACGAGUACUACAUCAACGACGGCGUGUACGGGUCCAUGAACUGCCUCCUCUACGACCACGCUACCAUCUCCGCUCGCCCACUGCGCGUGUCCGGCGGCCUGCGCCUGCUCGAUGAGAAGAUGUACCGUUCGACGGUCUUCGGGCCGACGUGCGACGGGCUGGACCAGGUCCUGACCGACGUGUGGCUGCCGAAGCUGGAGGUCGGCGACUGGCUGCUGUUCCCCAACAUGGGGGCGUAUACCCUCGCGGCGGGCACGAGCUUCAACGGGUUCGCGACUUCGGACAUCAAGACGCACUACCUGUGGUCCGAGGGCGACCGCCUGCCGUUUGGGGAGGAGGAGCCGGGCAGUGACUCCGACUCGCACUUUGGUGAUGCGGCGAUGGACUCGAGCGACACGGGCUCGGAUGGCGGGGAGUUUCAGAGUGAGGGGGAGGCGGCCAAGGAGGAGAGUGAUGAGACCGCUAGCCUGUCUGGGAGCGAUGACGAUGCGUACUACUAGAGAGCAGGUCAUAAACUAUGAUUGAUGUAGGGUUGAUAGUGAUUGUUUGCCAAAAAUUAUUAGAAGACACAAAAGAAAUGGGUUUGCCAGCCCCAAAUCCAGCUUCUACUUGUUUGCAGAAAUGUUUGUGAUAGUUGAAGGAGGUCACCACUCAGGUGUCGUCCUAUUGCAUAGGGAUAGGUUGCUUGUAGUUCUCAGACGCCCAAAACGGGUGGUCAAAUCGCGUAGGGAUAGGUUGAAGCUUAGCAUAGUACCGAACUGACAAUCGUAAGACCGCCAUGAGCUAUUUUUACAAGUCAACAAUUUGUAUCGUUGAUCUGUGAGUCGAAUGUUGCUUCACAAAAUUAUCGUGG